This is a messenger RNA of Pocillopora meandrina, 3146 nucleotides long. The record is from the annotation of a GenBank genome assembly. NCBI's taxonomy places the organism in Eukaryota, Metazoa, Cnidaria, Anthozoa, Scleractinia, Pocilloporidae.
GUGGUUACUUGUCCAGUGCCUUCACCAUCCAGUGGUACAAGAGCCACAUGUCCGAGGAAUGCAACAGUGCAUCACAAUGCAGUGUAUUACAAUACAACCUGUCAGUUCUCGUGUGAGGAUGGCUAUGUAGGAUCUGGCUCUCAAGUAAGAAGAUGUCAGCGCAAUGGAACUUGGAGUGGACAGAAUUACUCUUGUCAAAGUAGGUCCUCGAAGCUUGGUAAUGACCGAUAUGUAAUAUAUUCCGUUUUAUUUUGUAAAUAACCACCGGCAGGUCAGUAUAUUCGGUGUCUGGUGGGAGUGAAUAUGAGUCGCUGCCGUGUACAAGUGUACCUCUGGUCAGCGGAGUUUUUACUGCAAAGGUGAAGCAGCAUGGAACUCCUUGCCAGGGGAGUUGAGGAACUAUGCGAGUUUAAAUCGAAAAACAAACCACAGGCCCUUCUCUUUGACGAGUUUUAACUGUCCAUACACUAACACUGAAAUUAUAAUUAUAUGCGUUUUAAUAUUGAUAUUAGUACUUUUUAAGCUGUAUUUUUUAGGGGCCGGUUAUUAAGACAAAUUGUAGCCGUUCUCAUCGCCCAGAACUCAGCGACAUAUCCGAGACUUUAAUAGAGACACUGGCGCUAAAUUUAAAAGCUAAUUUAAAAAAAUGCACUCAUCGGCACGAAGCGGAUCGACAGACCUGUUCUCGAAGGCGGUGAUGAGAUCUUCCGGCAAAUUUUCGGGUGGUUUCCAUGUAUUUUCAUUCGAGGAGUAGUUCUGCCAUUGAAUUAAGUACUUCUCUCUGCCUCCUUUCACUCGUUUUGUGACAAUACGCUCGACUUCGUAAACGCCCACAACAAUUGGGCGGUAUUUUGAAUUACAGGCACGAUCGCAAACAUCAUUGAAUAAUGUCGCGUAAAAGCCUGGCUGAUGUCUCAAACGCUUGGACAUGUUAUCUCUCAUUCAACUGAAUGGAUUGAAUAAAACUUGACUCUUUCAGGUGUUUUGAUUAAUCAAAACGGAUCCAAAUAUGAAUAAUUAUCUAACUAUUCCCUCAGGCGUAAGCCUGUUUUAGGUGGGUAUUUGUUUGUUUUUCUCUUUGCCGUCCGGACUUCAAAGAGAAAAAAAAUCCGGUAAUGUGCUCUCGGUCAUACUGUGCGUUAACCGGCACAGUAAAAGAGCUCGAGCGUGAAGUUCAAGUGAGUGACCCGUGCCUCGCACGCUCUUGUAUACUCUAUCGCACCUUGGGGUUUACUUUACGCAUCCAACCGUUUGAUUGACAGCAGCUGAAAUCCGCAAAGAGACUCAAGUAUUCCCAAAGCUAAAUCUGUUGGCCAAUAUAGCCGACUAGUUCUAGACUUGCAAAUUAUGCCGCGCGUUGAUAAAUUGGGCACUGUAAGUUCAUGUCGCGAGAAACAUUAGCUUUCUAGGCGAUGUUUAACAAAGCUGCGUUCUAAACUAUCUUGAAUUUAGCUGAAUCUUUUAUCUGAACAUUCAUUACUGCGAAUAGCGUCAGGAGGCCGAAAGCAAAGAGUUUCUUUUUCCUUAGAGCUAUCUAGGGCUCUUCUUAGGGGAGUGUUUGAAUAAAAGCAUACAAGUAUAUAUAGGAACGUGGUAAAAUGGUCGAGCGCUUCUAAGGAACCAUGAGAAUUCUCCAAUAAGUCUGCGUAAAUGAAUGGUGACAUCAUUAUUCAACGAGUUUGCGAACACCGGUUGAUUUUGAAAAGAAGCAAGUGUUUUUUACUUUCGAUUUCUUGAUAGCAAAUUCCAGUGUAUAAGAGCCAUUGAUUUUAGGGUAGUCUGCCCAAAUUUUGUUUUCAUCUUUAGGAGGUCUAGGAAAGUCUCUAAGGGGAUCGAAAUGGUCUUUGUAAACGUAUUCCUAGGUCAUUUAGUAUUAUCAACUCCUUACCUGCAUGCGAAGGUAAAUGUAAAUUGGAAAAGAAAAAUUUAGUUUAAAUGUUUUAUUUAAUCAACAUUUUUAUUUGGCUUCUUGCUUUUGAAAGUUAAUAAAACUUUCAAUUAUGUUAUAACCAUAUUGAUUAUUAUCUAUGUGUGUUGUAUUGCAGAGAUCACAUGUCCAGUACUGUCUCCACCAUCUCAUGGAACAAGAUAUGGAUGUCCAGGAAAUGUGCCAUUAUAUAACGGUACUGUCUGUCGGUUCACGUGUAAUAAUGGCUAUGUAGGAUCAGGAUCUCAAGUCAGAAGGUGUCAGUACGAUGGAACUUGGAGUGGACAGAACUUCGUUUGUAAAAGAAGGUUCCCAAAGUUUAUCAGAUAGAAAGAGUAAUGUUCAUACGUCAAAACGAACAAGAAGUCAUUGAUAACUGAUUGCGGAAAAUGUUAGUUUAUCUCAGCUUCUUUCUAUUUUUUUAGUCAUCAACUGUACAUCGCUGAUGAUAAAUUGCAUUUGCAGCUCAGUUCUAACACAGGACUGUGUCUAAGAACUCGGCCAACCAAUAUAAUUAUUCCAGUUCAUUUAGUUCUCCCACACGCGCAGUCAAUAACCAUUGAGUUUUUCUAAAACCGAAAAAAGAGGUAAUUCUUCAGUCGAUAGUUGAUGAAAUGCGAGAGUUAUGAAACUCCAAACUAUCCCCUUGUUAUACCUGAUUGUGAGCUUUUUAAAAUCAUGUUUAUUUGACACUGUUCUAGUUUUGAUUCUGGUCUUGCCAUUUAGUUUGCCACUUAUACAUUUAUAAAAGACACUACAUGCCGUGUUAAGCGUAAAUUUUUUAGCCGAGGAUCGGAGAACCAUUUCUACCCGACAUCAAAUGUCUGCGUGGCUUCCGCUGAACUUAUUUCUCUCUAUAGUCAGAGUUAAAUGCCAGGUUGUGAUAUACUCGAAAGAUGAGUGUCAUGCUAAUUAUAAUCGGAUUUCUCCUUCAGCUUUAAAGUGCCCGACCUUGUCAUUACCGAGGAAUGGUGUCCUCUUGGGAUGUAACACCAAUAACACAGAGAUGUCAUAUGACACUGAAUGCAGGUUCUUUUGUAAGGAAGAAUCUGAAGCGAUUGGUGCAACAAUAAAGAGGUGUGCUGAAAAUGGAACGUGGAUUGGACCAGACCUUGUUUGUCCAGGUACGAGAGAUGCGAACUAUUGGUACUAUCAAAAUGUUAUGGAAUUUAAGUGGUUUUCGCUAAUUUUUACUUGUUGUAUUCAUUGCGUCGCAUGA